Messenger RNA from Paramecium sonneborni, 387 nucleotides. The record is from the annotation of a GenBank genome assembly. NCBI's taxonomy places the organism in Eukaryota, Ciliophora, Oligohymenophorea, Peniculida, Parameciidae.
AUUAUUUUAAGCCUUCAAAAUACAUGUCCGUUAGAAUCAAUACCAUAAGAUGAGCUAUUUUAAGAUACAGGAAAUUUAUCUUGAAAUGCCUAGAACUACUAUGAGUAAAAAAAUUACAUCAAUGUUAAAUCAAGACAAUCUGUUGGAUUGUAAUAAUGAAGCAUGACUCAGAAAGUUUCAGCAAUCAAGAAUAUUCAUCCAAAAAAUCCAUCUAAUAUUUUACAAAGUAAACAAAGUAUGGAAAGAUUUCUUUAGAACUCAUUAAGAUAUUCCAAAGUAUCUGAUUAGUAUUUCUUUGAUAAUCUAGAAGGAAUUAGUGAUGCAAUAAAUCAUUUUGAUGACCACUUCCUAAAUUUCUCUUCAUCGAUUAGUACAUUUAUAUUAUGA